AUGUACCUAUCCCACGACGAUGCAUGGUGGACUAUUGACCGUUUCGAGGACGGCCACAAUCACCCCCUAAUCAAAAAGCCGUCCCUAAAAAAAUUCUUAUCAUCACAUCGGUACAUUCCUAGGGAGGAGCAGGACUUCUUGAGGGUUCUGCACGGAUGCAACGUUGAGACUGCGAGGCAGAUGCAGCUGAUGUCAUGGUUCUACGGGAGCGCUAAAGACGUACCCUACACGACACAAGACAUUGCUAAUCAACGAGCUAAGUUCCGCUUAGAGCACCGCCACGCGGACGUUGGGAGCACAAUUUCAUACUUCCAAGAUAUGAGGGCCAAAGAUUCAUAUUUCUACUGGAGAAUCAAACUUGAUGAUGAGGACAGGGUUGAGAACUUGUUUUGGAUAGAUGGUGCAUCACGCAGGGCAUAUGCAAAAUACAAUGAUUGUUUGUCGUUCGACACGACAUACAUGACAAACAUGUACAAGAUGCCGUGUGCACCAUUCAUUGGAAUUAACAACCAUGGUCAAUCCAUCCAGUUUGGGUGUGGCUUCGUUCGAAAUGAACUAAAGGAGAACUUUGUGUGGCUGUUUAACACAUUCCUCCAUGCAAUGGGUGGUGUUGCCCCGAAAAACAUCAUUACAGACCAGGACUUUGCAAUGAGGAGUGCGAUCGACGAGGUCUUCUUGAACAUAAUACACAGAAAUUGCCGCUGGCAUAUAAUGAAGAAGGCACAGGAGAAACUUGGUAAGCUUAUGGCUGAUGAUAAACCACUAAACAAAGCGUUCAAAGACUGUGUCGACAACAGCUUGACUGAGGAAGAGUUUGAAAACAAAUGGUGGGCAAUGAUGGAUAAAUAUGGACAGAUCGACAACGAACAUUUUCACUGGUUGUGGGAAAAUAGGAAAUGUUGGGCCCCGAUGUACUACAUGAAGCAUUUCUUUCCAUUCUUGCAGACAACUGCAAGGAGCGAGGGAUUCAAUGAUGUGCUCAAGAAGUACGUGAACCCCAACAACUCAUUGAUCGAAUUCGCAACUCAAUACACUGCAAUCCAGGAGAAAGUAAUGGUGGCUGUGGCAAAAGAGCAAGUGGACACAAUUUACAAAGAGGCAGACAUGUAUUCAUUGAACCCAAUCGAGUUACAGAUGCGAGGGAUAUACACACAAAAUCUGUUCUCCAAGUUCCAGGUAGAGAUGAAGCUAAAGACUGCUUACGGAUGCGACACUUUGCAAGAUGGAACCUUCAGGAUGUGGUCGCUCCGAGGCAUACUACCAAAGUAUGGGGAUAGGGACUACCAUGUGCAGGCGAACAAGGAUGAAGGGGUAUACUCAUGCACUUGCUGCAAGUUUGAUCGUGAUGGGCUAUUGUGCGCACACAUACUGCGUGUAAUGGAACAGAUUGGAGUCUACGAGAUACCGAGGAGGUAUAUCCUAGAUAGGUGGACAUGGGAUCCAGAGGAGGAUCUUGUUGAGCCUGAUUACCAACAGCCAACAGUUAAGAAGGGUAUGACAGAGGAAGGAAAAAAUAUCAUGAGAUAA
Aegilops tauschii subsp. strangulata is the source of this 1527-nucleotide messenger RNA. RefSeq names its product protein FAR1-RELATED SEQUENCE 5-like. The record is from RefSeq and is a predicted model, not a curated record. Gene Ontology annotation, molecular function: zinc ion binding. NCBI's taxonomy places the organism in Eukaryota, Viridiplantae, Streptophyta, Magnoliopsida, Poales, Poaceae.